AUGACUAUCGAAGUAAUGUCCCAUGAGCCAUCCCCUAUCAAACUCGCCUCCCUCGCAUCCACCAUCAACGAAGCAAUUUUGCAAUACUCACACGCUGAGUCUGAGUCAGAGAGAAUAUCAGCUUUAAAAAGCAUCGAUGUGACCUCCCAGAAGCUUGCACAAUGCGCAGUGGAACCGAGACGGUCUCUGAUGGCGUUUCACUUCCAACCCCAUAAGGUUCUUUGCGUGAGGCUGGCCAUCGAGAUGCGCCUUUUUGAUAACCUUCCAACCUCCGCUCCUUUCACGGUUGAGCACCUAGCAAAGCAAGCAGGAACAGACUUGGAAUUUACUAGUCGCAUUGCCCGCGCCUUAGGAGCAUUGAACAUCUUCGAGGAGGUUGGAGAGGAUACAUUCAAGCAGACCGCCUUGUCUCAAGAAUGGAACGACAAACCCAUGUCUUCAUACAUUGAGUUCUUCAACACCACGGGUUUCGUGAGCCCCUCUGACCGACUGAACACGCCUUUCGCAUUUGCGAAGGGGGCCAAAAAUGUGGAUUUUUUUUCUCUGCUACAACAAGAUCCCAAAGCUGCAACAAUAUUUAAUGAAGCGAUGACAAGCUUCAAAGACCCCCUAGGUGACUUAUACAACUUCAGCAGCCUUCAAGUCGAAGAGGAUGGAGUCGUUCUAGUUGAUAUUGGCGGUGGAAAAGGCCAAAGCAUCCAGAGCAUACAAUCCUCAUAUCCAAACCUCAAAGGGCGAUAUGUCCUCCAGGAUCUACCAGCGGUGAUUGCAGCUGGAGAUAGGAUGUGUUCGCCCGAAGUCGAAGUGCAACCUUACAACUUUUUUGAAGAGGUGCAGCCCAUCAAAGGUGCUGCGGCAUAUCUACUCAAGCUCAUAUUACAUGACUGGCAAGAUGCAGAGUGCAGAACGAUUCUCCGAAACUUAGCUCCGGCAAUGAGGGGUUACAAAUCGAAGCUUCUCAUUUGCGAUAUUGUCCUGACAGAUACUCGGCCAGACACACAAAAGGUUCUUUAUGACAUCAACAUGUUUUUCAUGGCUGGUAAAGAGCGCAAUGUGAAGCAAUGGCAUGCUCUCAUGGAAGGGACUGGAUUCCGGAUUGAAAGAAUUAUUGGGCUGGAUAACCCUGUUCGCAGUAUCAUUGAGGUUGUGUUAGAUGGGUAG
Molecule: messenger RNA, 1161 nt
Organism: Penicillium roqueforti
Lineage: Eukaryota; Fungi; Ascomycota; Eurotiomycetes; Eurotiales; Aspergillaceae
Exons: 3
Coding region: 1-1161 (386 amino acids)
Molecular function (GO): O-methyltransferase activity
Source: RefSeq, a predicted model, not a curated record